This is a messenger RNA of Zonotrichia leucophrys gambelii, 1850 nucleotides long. RefSeq names its product sorting nexin family member 30 (gene SNX30). Gene Ontology annotation, molecular function: phosphatidylinositol binding; protein binding. Gene Ontology annotation, biological process: reticulophagy; endocytic recycling; autophagy of mitochondrion. The record is from RefSeq and is a predicted model, not a curated record. NCBI's taxonomy places the organism in Eukaryota, Metazoa, Chordata, Aves, Passeriformes, Passerellidae. The coding region runs from base 182 to 1498 and encodes 438 amino acids. Gene Ontology annotation, cellular component: early endosome; phagophore assembly site; cytoplasm. The transcript is spliced from 9 exons.
CGCAGGCGGAUGCUGCGCUCGCUCCUCCUCCUCCGUCGUCGCCGCAGCCGCCGCCUCUUGCGCCUCCUCGUAUCGCGGCGGUGGCGGGCAGGCUCCGGCCGCGGCCCCGCAGCUUCUCGCCGAGGCGGCGCGGCCUCCGCUCCCUCCUUCCUUGCCUCGGUCGCUGCCCGGCCCCGUCGCAAUGUCGGGCGGCGCGGCGAGCGUCCCUAAGCCCCUCCCGUCCUCCGGGCCCAAGUCGCUGCGGGAGAUGCCGCAUCCCCUGGCCACGUCCAGCAGCGAGGAGAUGGGGCCGGCGCUCACCCCCAGCCCCGACCUGCUCCUGCCCCGCAGCAUCGCCGACAAGGAUCUCAGCCUGCCCAAUGGCACACCCGUGGACACUUCUAGCCCAGCCUCCUCCUCAUCUCUCCUCAACAGACUGCAGUUGGAUGAUGACUUGGAUGUGGAAACUAGAGACCUCUUUGUUACUGUUGAUGAUCCCAAAAAACACGUGUGCACAAUGGAGACAUAUAUUACAUACAGGGUUACAACAAAGACCACGCGAGCAGAGUUUGAUUUGCCAGAGUAUUCUGUCCGUCGGCGGUACCAGGACUUCGACUGGUUGAGAAACAAGCUGGAAGAGUCUCAGCCAACACAUCUUAUUCCCCCUCUUCCUGAAAAAUUUGUGGUGAAGGGUGUUGUUGAUCGCUUUUCGGAAGAGUUUGUGGAGACAAGGAGGAAAGCAUUAGACAAGUUCUUGAAGAGAAUAACUGAUCACCCAGUGUUGUCUUUUAAUGAGCACUUCAACGUCUUUCUCACAGCUAAGGAUCUUAAUGCCUACAAAAAGCAAGGAAUGGCUUUGCUGUCAAAGAUGGGGGAGUCUGUCAAAUACGUUACAGGAGGCUACAAAUUAAGAAGUCGGCCACUGGAGUUUGCAGCCAUUGGGGAUUAUCUGGACACAUUCUCUCUAAAGCUUGGUACCAUUGAUAGAAUAGCACAACGGAUCAUCAAGGAACAGUUGGAAUACUUGGUGGAACUACGAGAAUAUGGACCUGUUUAUUCAACCUGGGGAGGGCUGGAGGUUGAGCUAUCAGAGCCACUGGAAGGAGUAUCUGCUUGUAUUGGGAAUUGCUGCACAGCUCUUGAAGAGCUCAGUGAGGACAUGACAGAAGACUUCCUGCCUGUGCUUAGGGAAUAUAUAUUAUAUGCUGAGUCCAUGAAGAAUGUUUUGAAGAAAAGGGACCAAGUUCAAGCGGAGUAUGAAGCAAAACUGGAAGCAGUAGCCUUGAAAAGAGAAGACCGUCCAAAGGUACCCGCAGAUGUUGAGAAAUGUCAAGACCGAGUAGAAUGUUUCAAUGCUGACUUGAAAGCAGAUAUGGAGAGAUGGCAGAACAACAAAAGACAAGACUUUAGGCAGCUACUCAUGGGGAUGGCAGAUAAAAACAUCCAGUACUACGAGAAGUGCCUUACGGCGUGGGAGUCAAUUAUACCACUAUUGCAAGACAAGCCAGAGACCAAAUAAGAAGUACCUUCAUGGACAGUCUAGCACUUCUGUGCUCAGUACCACUAGUCAUACUGGAACUGUAUGGAAGACUCUUUUUGUUAAGUUAACUGAAUGACAGCUGCACUUAGUUUUUCAGAGUAUCUGUUCCAGCCUAUUUGAAUUUUUUUCCUCAAUUUUUGUGUUUAAACUGGGGUAUGUUUCAUCUUUUUGAGUUAUCUUGAAUGGUUCCUUCUUUAUUCUAUGGAGUGAUUGGGGUUCACAGAGAAAGUGCAUGGGGAUCUUGAUAAAAUUUACCUCUCUAGUCUGGAAGGAACUGAUGAGUGGAACACUAAAAAGAUGAAAAUAAAACUCUACUGCAAGGUGCCAAAUG